CUUCGGUCUGUUGCUUCUGCCAGUACUACUUCGGUUUGUCCUCCUGGUAUGCCCCGCUCUAGUCCACUCCCGGUCAACUGCCUUCUGUUUGCUGAUGAUGUUGCUAUCUUUGGUUCGUCGCACGAAGUGCAAAGGAUGUUGGAUCUAGCUGCUUCUCACUCUUUCUCUCUUGGCUACCGUUGGAAUCCUUCCAAGUGUGCUGUGCUUAAUGCUCCUUCUGUUACCUCCUCUACUUCGUUCAACUUUCGGUUGCGUCUUUAUGGCGAGCCUCUUCCGACUGUUGACGAGUUUAUCUAUCUUGGUGUCCCGUUCCGUAGUAAAGGUCUUUAUGGUCCUGGUAUCCUGGCUUUGCGGUCCUCUGGUGCUGUCAAAACUAUGGCUCUGCUUAACUCGGUCGGUGUCAACCGUAAUGGUUUCUCUCUUCUCCUUUCCUCGCGGCUGUAUACUUGCUUCAUUAGGCCCAAACUUGAGUACGGUCUGGCCAUCUCUCGUUUGACAUCUUCGGAUGUAAAAGCCUUUGACAAGUUGCAAAAUAGGUUGGUUGGUAUGUUCUUGGGUAGCUCCUGGGUUAAUGUUGCUAAGCACAUUACCUGUAUCCUUCCGUUCCAUCACCGGUAUAAGGUCCUGAUGACUCGCUACGUUCUUCGGUCUCGGUCUCUUGCGGAUGACUGCUUGGUUGUUCUCUUACGAGACAGCCUGCGUUACUCUCGCUUGGUGAAGUAUCUCUCUGAGAACUCGCUAUACCGUUCGCUCCCAGAUCCUCUGCCUGUAUCCUCCUCCGCUCUCAAGGCUCUCUUUGACUCCCAUUGGCAAGAACAGUUUGAUCGUCAAAUGUCAGCUGCUUCCACCUCUGGUAAGUUCGUCCUCCUCCGUGCUUGUCGUCCUUCUGUGUCGCAACCGGAUCCCAUCCUCUACCUCCCCAUGUCUCGUACUGCCCGUAGUCGACUGGUUCGCUGGCGUCUCGGUCGCUUUACGAACAUGGAUGAAGAGUGUCCUUGUUCUUCUGGUGCUAGGCUCACCCGUGAUCACAUCUUGGUCUGUCGUGCUGUUGAUUCCUCCUUGGUCUCUCAGUUGCCUGUCUCUCCUCCUGGUGUCAACCGGAUUGAUCAUGCUCUUAACUGUCUCCCUCUUACUGCUUCUUCUGGCCCUCCUCCUUUCUGGUCGGCCUUACUUUCUCUGCUGUACGUGGUUGAUACCCUAAGUCACCCGUCAGCCCAUAUUGCUCCUGAUCCCGAUCCUGGUGAUUCAUGGUUGUCUGUUUCUUGUUCUCGUCGCUGAUGAAAUGUUUCUUUUUGUUUUCUAAUUGCGUC
This is a messenger RNA of Cokeromyces recurvatus, 1310 nucleotides long. RefSeq lists its product as uncharacterized. Lineage: Eukaryota; Fungi; Mucoromycota; Mucoromycetes; Mucorales; Mucoraceae. The transcript has a single exon. The coding region runs from base 49 to 1278 and encodes 409 amino acids. The record is from RefSeq and is a predicted model, not a curated record.